Molecule: messenger RNA, 1395 nt
Organism: Klebsormidium nitens
Lineage: Eukaryota; Viridiplantae; Streptophyta; Klebsormidiophyceae; Klebsormidiales; Klebsormidiaceae
Source: the annotation of a GenBank genome assembly
CGCAGAUAAUUAUUUAAUUAUUCGGAAUCAUUACCUUGGACUACGGUAGUCUCACCGCUUUUCAGAGCUUGGAACCAAAGAGAUGGCUUUCCACACGAUUCCUGGGAGGCUCCUGCCUCUCGCAGCGUUGUGCAUUCUUCUUGUCAGCUGCAUCGCGCUAUGCGUAGAGGCUUCGGGAGACAAACUCUUUGUGGUUCCAAAUUCAGCAGUUGGGAGCAAGGCGGACUGUUCAGAGGACUUUCCCUGCUCUCUUGAGCACGCCCUUGCAGUUGCAGGAGCAGAAGCAGAGUUGGAAAUUAGCGAGGGACAUUACGAUGGAAACGUGGUUAUUCAUGCUAACCAGACUGGGUUGAGCUUGAAUGGAGCUGGUGCUUCACUAACUCUGAUUCAUUCUGCUGGCCUGGUGGUCAAUGGAAACGAGAUUGUGUUGGACGUGCGCGCAGAAGACUUCAGUGCGAACCGGAUUGGAUUUGCGCAGACCUGGAAUGAAAGCAACACUGCAAACGUGACAGCUCAGAUUGGGGUGCUAAUCAGAGACACUGCAAUUGGUGCACGCCUCGAUGAGGUCCUCGUUCUGUACAACUCCUCCGGUGACACCUCAACAUCGCGGGGAGUCGUCAUUGCCGGUGCACCGGAGGUUGAGCUCAAGAAGACGGCGGUGGUUGGCCCCUGGCAGGACGGCAUCCACCUCAUCUCGUCCUCCAGCAAGGUCAAGCAGGGCCUCGUGGACGGCGCCACGCGCAUCGGCAUCGCUCUCAUCAACACCAAUGUCUCCGCGAGCUCUGAAAACAAGAUCAAACAAGUCACGAUCCGCAACAUCGGCGACGGGUCCACUUUUGGAACCGCGAUCGAAGUCCAGGGCAACAACAACCACGUCAAGGAAGGGGAGAUCAGCAACUGGGGCAAGUACGGAAUCCACGUUUGUGGGGAGGCGGGUCCCGACAAGUGCGACCCUUGUCACUAUAGUGCCGCUGUAGAGGAGCUUCCGGAUUCGGACCCGUUGAGAACAGCUAGGCACACGUCCAUUAAGGGCGUUGACUUUUUUGGAGAGCCGGGACAGAUCCGUGUGUGCGAUGGGGGGGAGGAGACGAAGGUGAAGAGAGUGCAGGUCAUCCGUGAGGCACCAGAAGAGGAGCGGGAGGUUGUGGUAGUAAUUUGAUUUGUCGCGAUUCUCGCCAUUGCGGGCAGUCUUUGAUUUGUCGAUCGCUCAUAGUCAUUCAUUUACUAUCUAGACACACAACUGAGUGCAAAUACCUGUUGUCGUCGCCUGCGUGAUGAGCGAGUGUAUCCGGCGGCGGGCCCGAGUACUAUGCAGUGCAACUUCGCCCAGUAGUGCCUCAAUGCACCUAGGUAUAUUGACAUCAUCAUGGCAUUGAUUCUGCGCGCAUAGGCACC